AUGAGUCAGCAGUGUGAUGUGGUAGCCAUGGCCACCAUCUGCAAUAUCAAUUAUGGGAAUGUUUCAGAAGAGAUUUCAUCUCAUAAUACCACUGAUUAUGGAAGCCACAAUAGUAUUGAUAAUAGUGUAGGUAUUCAUAUCUCCGUAUUGGUCAUCUGCAUUUUCGGAGCCGUGGGGAACGGGAUUGUCAUCUGGCUUCUCGGCUUCCGCAUUAAGAGGAAUCCUUUCAGCACCUUCAUCCUGAACUUGGCCGUCGCUGAUCUGGGAGUCCUUCUAUCGGUUCCAUUUAUUGUUUUUGAUAUGAGGACAGCAUUUAGGUAUUAUUAUUUUUAUGUAAAUAAGAUUACAUACCUAGUGUUCUUGUUCCUAUUCCUAUCAACGUACAGCACUAGUCAAUUUCUCCUGACGGCUAUCAGCAUUGACAGGUGUGUGGCCGUCUUCUUCCCACUUUGGCACCGAUGCCACCGGCCACCACAUUUGUCCGCCAUCGUAUGUGCACUAAUUUGGGUUCUCUCCUUCCUGCUUACUACAAUCACCUACACUCUCGUAUUUAUUUAUUUAAAUGAAACAGUGAGCAUGGAAGAAUACUACCAGUUUAUUGCAAAUGCCCUGCUGUGCCUCCCGGUCAUGAUGAUUGCCACUGGGGCCCUCUUCAUCAAAGUCUGUUUGAAAACAAAACAGCAUCGGAGGGGGAAGCUUUUGACCAUCGUCUUGCUCACUCUUCUCUUCUUCCUCCUCUUUGCUUUUCCAUUGAAUGUCAAAUACAUCGUCGACAUUUUCACUGACUUAUCAGAAUACGUAACAGAUGGAGCAAUAGUAUUAGCCUGUUUAAAUAGCAGUGUAAACCCAGCUAUUUAUAUCCUGGUUGGCAGACAAUGGAGGUCUAGACAGAGGGAGAGCAUGAAGAUGAUCUUCCAGAAGGUUUUCAAGGAGGAAGAAGGCUGCCUUGAGGAAGCUCCAGUUGAAACCCAGUUAUGA
Molecule: messenger RNA, 978 nt
Organism: Gekko japonicus
Lineage: Eukaryota; Metazoa; Chordata; Lepidosauria; Squamata; Gekkonidae
Product: proto-oncogene Mas-like
Exons: 2
Coding region: 1-978 (325 amino acids)
Biological process (GO): G protein-coupled receptor signaling pathway
Cellular component (GO): membrane
Molecular function (GO): G protein-coupled receptor activity
Source: RefSeq, a predicted model, not a curated record